AAGUAAAACAAGACAUUGGCCGUGCGCCAAGCACCUACUUUGGCGCGUGCAACGCAACCAAGUUCUUGGUGAAAUGAUUGGGGUCGCGAGGCACCCGCGCGCAGCGUGCACGCCACACAUGUUGGAACUUGGACGUGGAGCCGAGAGGGGACAGAGUAGGAGACGCGGCGUGGGCACGUCCAUUUCGUCUGCUGGAUGCCAGCUUUCCUAAUUUCUAGUACUGGGAUUUAGGAAUCGAACGAACCGUUGGUGUCGGGCGUUUUCUUCCCUCGCCAAUUGGCAUCCUUCCCUCACUCUCCGGCUCUGCCAUUGCCAAGAAAGAAGACGUCUCGCUCCGGUUGUUACUUUACUGGCGACAUUUUCGUUGCCUUUGCUACUGCAUUGGUGCUGGUGGCUCGGUGCCUGCCGGUGUCACAGGUGGCAACCAAUCAGAGAUAGCGGCCAUUGGAGCUCGAAGCUCGCGCCCGGCCAGCUGCGCGAUCGUCGUCGUCUCGCUCGCGACAUUGAUAUCAUCUCGACUACUGCCGAGAUGAACGACCUCUUCUCGUCGGCCUCGUUCAAGAAGUACGCCGACCUGAAGCAGCAGGUGGUGCUGGACGACAUGGAGGCCGGCGGCGGCGGCGGCGAGGCGGAGGGCGCGGGCCUGGACGGGUUCUUCGAGGACGUGGAGGGAGUGAAGGAGGACCUGCGCGGGAUGGAGGCGCUGUGCCGGCGGCUGCAGUCGGCGCACGAGGAGAGCAAGACGGCGCACGACGCCCGCGCCGUCAAGGCCCUCCGCGCCCGCAUGGACGCCGACGUCGACGAGGUGCUCCGCCGCGCCAAGGCCGUGAAGGACAGGCUGGAGGCGCUCGACCGCGCCAGCGCCGCCAGCCGCAAGGUCGCCGGCUGCGGGCCAGGCUCGUCCACCGACCGCACCCGCACCUCCGUCGUCACCGGACUCGGCAAGAAGCUCAAGGACCUCACGGACGACUUCCAGAGCCUGCGGACGCGCAUGGCGGCGGAGUACAGGGAGACGGUGGCGCGGCGGUACUACACGGUGACCGGCGAGGAGGCGGCGGACAGCACGGUCGAGGCGCUCAUCUCGUCGGGGCAGAGCGAGACGUUCCUGCGGAAGGCGAUCCAGGAGCAGGCAGCAGGGCGCGGGCAGGUGCUGGACACGGUGUCGGAGAUCCAGGAGCGGCACGGCGCGGUGGUGGAGGUCGAGCGCAGCCUCAGGGAGCUGCACCAGGUGUUCCUGGACGUGGCGGCGCUGGUGGAGGCGCAGGGCCACCAGCUGAACGACAUCGAGAGCCACGUGGCGCGUGCCAGCUCCUUCGUGCUCCGCGGGGCUGUCGAGCUCGAGGCGGCGCGGGAGUACCAGAGGAGCGGCCGCAAGUGGGCGUGCGUCGCCGUCGUCGCCGGCGCCGUGCUCGUCGUCGUCAUCGUGCUCCCCGUCCUCGUCAACUUCCACCUCCUGAGCUUGAGACGGUAGAUCGUCGUUUCGCCGGCAUUAUCGCGUUGUUGGAUUGCGGUGGAGGUUUUCUUGGUCGUAGCUAGAGAAGGCAGUGUUGAUUACAUUGGGGGUUUGGGAUUGGUUUUUUUUAUUCGUUUAAUGUAUGCAGCGAACUGACAGCUUUCUAAGAACAUGGUCAGCUGUACCAUGAAGAAUGCUCUUCCGGACAUGAGCAGCACUUGGGAUAUGCUUACCUGCACAAAACAAAGCUUAAA
Zea mays is the source of this 1707-nucleotide messenger RNA. RefSeq names its product syntaxin-124. Bases 530 to 1471 code for a protein of 313 amino acids. Gene Ontology annotation, molecular function: SNARE binding; SNAP receptor activity. Gene Ontology annotation, biological process: exocytosis; vesicle fusion; intracellular protein transport. The record is from RefSeq and is a predicted model, not a curated record. Gene Ontology annotation, cellular component: plasma membrane; endomembrane system; SNARE complex. The transcript is spliced from 2 exons. NCBI's taxonomy places the organism in Eukaryota, Viridiplantae, Streptophyta, Magnoliopsida, Poales, Poaceae.